GACGCCCCUGGGCGCUAAGCGAGACCCACUACUCCUGAAAAGACGCUCACCUCAGCUGAACCAACAUCGAACCCUCACCAGACCCCAGGACCCCAAGACGCCUUCAUCAAACCUGCCCCAAGUUGCCCCUCACCAACGAUCUGUGACAGCUGUCCGCACGGCAUCUGCAUCUGCAUCUGCAUCUCCGAUGCUCGCCCCCCCCUUAUCCACACCCAACGGCCGGCCAAGGUGCGCACAUGGCGUGCUGUCUGCCCUGUUCGCCUGGACGAGCAAUUUGCACCCAACCCCAACCCCGGGACCUCGCCGCACCGUCGGCUCUUUGCGCGUCAAAUCCCAGCUUACGCGGUGUACGUACAACGACAACAUCAGCGCAGCUCCAUCCACCGCCCACGACGGUCCCAUUGGCGCACAUACGGCGGCGCGGGAGAAGGUAAACAUAGAGCGGACAGCAGUCAGAUAGGCUAAUUAACGGCAACUCUGUUGCACAGUGGCCUUGUGGUGAAACUCGAGCGCGAGAGGGGAGCUGUCCCGUACGAGCGCGGUACGAUGCGGGCGUAAGAGAGGAUGCACCGAAGCGGGAGAUCGACGUUUCGCUCUGAGCUGACUUGAGAAUCUAGCCUUGCAUCAAUAAAUGCUGACCCAGCCCUACAGAGUAGACCACACUACACCCCUUCGGUGCGUCGUGUGACUUUUGCACGCCGGCUACUGGCCAAGUCUCAGCGCCUCUGGCGAUAUUUAGUAACAUUUAGUAACUCCUGAUCUUGGGAGGGGGAGGGGUUCAUCAAGGAAAAUUGCUGGCGCUCCGAGUUUGAGUGUGCCGUCACCUCACACAUGCAAGAUGCAACGAGGCUUCCGAAGGCGCAUGGCAUGGUAUUUGCCUCCUGCCAUGGUCUUGUGGGCAACAAUGCCUGCUUGGCUGAACGCAGAAAACCGCCGGCAAGAAAUCAAGACAAUUUGAGA
This is a messenger RNA of Hyaloscypha bicolor E, 960 nucleotides long. RefSeq lists its product as uncharacterized. Lineage: Eukaryota; Fungi; Ascomycota; Leotiomycetes; Helotiales; Hyaloscyphaceae. Bases 188 to 460 code for a protein of 90 amino acids. The record is from RefSeq and is a predicted model, not a curated record. The transcript has a single exon.